UUUUAUCAGCUGAAGCCAAAAAACUCUGACAAAUUUUAAUUUCAUCAUAUUAUGUCACAAAACAGUCAGAUUUCACAACCGGGGGAGAGACUGUAAAAACAAGAAGUACGCAAACGGAACCUCGAUCCCAACCAAUGACUAACAAGGGAUACUUUCUGUGGGCGGAAUUGUCAAAAUCUAUGAACCAAUCGGAGAGCAGUAACCGUGUGAACUUGCGUGAUUGACAGACGGCUGAGCCAAUCGUGGCGCUCCCAAAAGUGCCCUGUUGUUGAGCGUGAAGGGGGCGCGCGCAGAGAGCAGCUACGCAGGAGAGAGGGGCAGAAGCCGAAUGGUGGAGCUGAAGAUGGCGGAUGGAGACAGCGGGAGUGAGCGCGGCGGCGGAGGCAGCAGCGGGGGAGGAGGAGGCGGAGGCGGCGGCUUCCAGCACUUCCAGAGGGACCAGGAGACCCAGGAGCUGGCGUCCAAGCGCCUUGACAUCCAAAACAAGCGCUUCUAUCUGGACGUCAAGCAGAACAGCAAGGGCCGGUUCAUCAAAAUCGCCGAAGUCGGGGCCGGGGGCUCCAAAAGUCGCUUGACCCUCUCCCUGUCGGUGGCAGCGGAGUUCCGGGACUACCUCGGGGAUUUCAUCGAGCACUACGCCCAGCUGGGGCCUAGCAGUCCGGAGCAGAUAGCCCAGGCUUCUGUGGGAGAGGACGGCGGGCCUAGGAGAGCGCUAAAGAGUGAGUUUCUAGUCCGGGAGAACCGUAAAUACUACCUGGACUUGAAGGAGAACCAGCGGGGGAGGUUCCUGAGGAUCCGGCAGACCGUUAACCGUGGACCCGGCUUCGGGGUCGGGGGCCCCGUGGGCGGCAUGCUGGCCGGUCAGACCAUAGCCCUCCCGGCUCAGGGGCUCAUAGAGUUCAGAGACGCCCUUGCCAAGCUCAUAGAUGAUUACGGGGGUGACGACGAGGAGCUGGCCGGGGGCACCGCCGCCGCAGGGGGGUACAGCGAGCUCCCCGAGGGCACCUCCAUCAUGGUGGACUCCAAGCGGUUCUUCUUCGACGUGGGCUCCAACAAAUACGGAGUGUUCCUGCGGGUGAGCGAGGUGAAGCCCAGCUACAGGAACUCUAUCACCAUCCCCUUUAAAGCCUGGAGCAAGUUCGGGGGAGCUUUCUGCAGAUACGCCGAGGAGAUGAAGGAGAUCCAGGAGAGGCAGAGGGAUAAAAUGUACGAGAGGAGAGACGAGUCCGAGGGAGAGGACGUGGAUGACGACUGAGAGGAAAUGAAAAGAAACAGCUGUUAGUCCAUGACAGAUCUGCAGUAUAGCCAGGGGUAUUCAGCAAAAGAUAAAAAAAAGAGAUAAAGUGCAUGACAAAUCGUGCUGUUAUAGCCUACUAAAGUAUCGUGGAGUAAAAAAAAAAACAAGUACAUGUGCAGGGAAUUUUUGGUGUAUUCUAAAAAAAAGUUUGUAGGGUUGAAGGUUGGAGUGGUUGUGUGAAUCUUUGCAAGUGGAUUAAAUGUGCAAAUGAGAUCUUAAGGCAUCUCAUUGGCUGAAAACAAGAGUGCUUUAUUGUUAAAGAAAAAAAAACGAGAAAAAAAGGAAAAAGAACCAACAAAUUGGUCUUUUAUAACAAUAGAAGAAGAAGAAGAAGUCAAGUUGAUGAAUGCUUUCUUAUCUGCAACAUAGUUUCUAUUUAAAGAGUGAGGAGUCAACCUGUUUAAGAUGUUUUACUUGCUCGGUUAAAGGAGCAUCCAUUGUAUUCCUGUUCCAGUCCAGGUCUCUCCUCGGUGGGCAGAUUGUGGGAAUUUUUUUUUUUUUUUUGCAAGUCAGAUGAACCUGAGAGAGGAAUGUAUAGAAAGCUGCUUGGAUGUGUUAUCAGCUGAUGGAGCCGUGCAGCAUCAGCAGCAGGCGGCAGUUAAUCGUAAAGAUUACCCAAAAUGUUAGGGGAAGUUACUGAUGAGAGGAUUAUCUUUUAGCCCGAACAACAAGGGCAUCGCCUGGCGGACUUAAACUAAAGCUUUGACUCCUGCAGUCAGUUACAGUGUGGAUCAGCUGGGUUUUAUGUUAUACAUACAAUCUGAGCGAGUAUUUUUAAUUCUUUCCAGUUUCACUCAACGACGAGGAGGAAAAGCUGCGUUUUCUCUCACCAGAGCAUCCCUGGUGUUUGAGAAGGGCCGCUUCGGAGAGCCGGCAUGUGAGGAGAGGACUGUCCGGGUGGGCCUCCUCUGCCCCCCUUUUAGGACGAAAACAAAGAUAUACUGUAUUUAAAGAUAGAGAUUCACAGUAUAUUUAUAUUUGGGACUAUGAAUGAUGCUCCUCUGCUCCCUCGUGGGUCCAAAUAUCUGUACGGGAGCACCACGUUUGACCUUCCAGCUCUGCCAGAGAUGAUUUUUAUCCCAUCGUCCUCUCUGUCGUGGUCAGGGUGGGACAGACGGACACACAGACGGCCAUCUUUACCACCAGCCUGAGGCCGUUUUUCUGACGUAACAUCUUCCAGACACGCGAAGACCCUGGACAGAAACACACUGAUGAUGGAUGUUUUUUUUUCUUUUCUUUCUUUUGUUUUUUUUUCCAAAAGAGAACUAUAUUGAGAUUAUAGGAAAAUAUUACUGAACGAAACCAGCAAAAGAUAUUUUGAAAUACUUAUAAAGGAAAAAUGUAUUAUAUAAGUUCAAGAUUUAAGAAUAUAAAAGGUUAAUUUCUUAAAACUAAGAUGUGACUCAAACCUCCAGAUUAUUUUUUUGUUUUUCAUAGAGUGAAAGUAUAACUCCUUCCUUAAUUAAAACAAAUUUAAAUGCAAUAAUGUUGUGACUGUAUAUUUUUAAAUGCUGGAAAUAACACUGAGAAACGGCUGAUUUGUGAAUAACAGACGACUGUGAAGAUUAUUUUCUGUCUUUAUUAGUGAAGCUAAACCUGAUUUUUGUUUUCAAAGCAGUGGUCUGAAGAAACAUAUUCAACAAAUCUACACUCAUAUUUGUUUUAAUCACUGAUUUGUCCGCUUAUCAUUUCCUUUUUAUUUGUUUAGAUUGUAAAAUAUGAAAUAUACUUAUGUCCAAACCCAAAAAUAGUUAAUUAACUGUUAUAAAUGCCAACCAGACAUGCAUAUCCUCACACUUAAAAAGUUUGAUGGUAACUUUUGAGAGUUUUAUGUGAAAAGGGAUGAAAGGAAAAACACCCUGAUACUAUUUCUUUUAUUUUCAAAUCCAAACUCAGUUUUUUUUUCCAGUUCUUUGUUAUUUUGUUUGUAUUUUGCUGCGUUUUCUGCUGUUUUUGCCAAAACUUGCCUGAUCAGCUGGGAUAGCACAAAUUAAAUGCCUAAUGGGAACCCGGCACAGUCAAAUCCACACCAGGAUUACCGUGAGGUCAGUGUGAGGAUUUGAAACUAUCACACAUACGGCUCUAAAGGUGAUUGUUUUUCAUUAUUUGCUAACAGGUAAAGUUUCACAAAUGUCAGACAGAGUUGAGUCAGAUCUGCAGAUGUCUCAUUUUGUCAGUCAAGGUAAAAACUUAAAAUAUACUCAAGCUACUCUCUCAGGAGUAAAACCAAACAUACAGAUUUUGCAACAUUGAGUUAUUGAAGAUGGUUUAAGUUGAUCCAGAAAAGGACUCGAAUGAACCCUGAACCCCUCCUCCUGUCUAAAUGCAAACAUAUAUAAUUGUAUAGAUCUUGAACUCCAAUGUUAGCCUGCUUCUUAAUUUUGUCAUCAAACCACACCUUCUGUUUUCACUCAGAAACCCUCGGCGACAGAUCUCACACACUGUGCCUUUAAAGUAUUAAACCUUAGAUCACUCUCCCUGCUGAA
Molecule: messenger RNA, 3783 nt
Organism: Xyrichtys novacula (pearly razorfish)
Lineage: Eukaryota; Metazoa; Chordata; Actinopteri; Labriformes; Labridae
Source: the annotation of a GenBank genome assembly